AUGUCGUUCAGAAUCAUCCCCGCCAACAUCAUCAGUCGCAUACAAGCCCUUGGUAUCGGCCAGGCGCCCGAUGCAGCGACUGAAGGCGAUUCCGAUGCCAUUCCAGGCACGCCACACGCAGGAAAGCACAAUGACGACGGCCACUACGACCCCUCUCCAAUCGAUGUUGUUGUGGUGCGCAUCAUGCUCGCCAAGGCGACCAAGCUACCCGUCGAUGUCAUUGAUGGCAUCUUCGAACUCGCAGAGUACUGGGUGCACACGAUGACUGCUGCCGACUACACGGGGCAUGAGCUGACGGUGAGCUCUCGUUCGAUUCAAGACAAAUUUCUGGUUCGAUCUCUGCCCAUCGGAUUCACGAGCGAGCACGGUGGCGACCUGGACUUGAAGGGUGAGCCCGCCCCGGCCAAGCCUCUACAUAAUCAGAUACCCGCCAAGAAGCUGGAAAGAAUGGCAGACUAUCCGCUCCCUAAACUCCAGGGUCCCGUGCGCAAGAUCGUCUUCAAGUUUACCUCGCAUGACCAGGGCUGGUCGGGAGAAACUGGCGGACUGUAUGAGAACUCUUGGACUUGGUUCGAAGCUGGCUUGGAGCGUUUGGAAAGCUCCGCGACCGGCGAACCGCAAGACCCUCCCCCGACUGCUCUUCGUCGAGAAGCUCUCCGACCAGUAUACCCGAUCAUCACAGAAGUCGUCCCCGAGGAGGAAGAUGAAGACGAUGCACACGACAAGCAGGACGAGCAAGAGGAAGCACAGAAAGAAGAUAAAAAAGACAACCCUGAAGCGAAAGAAACAAACCUCGACGAGCCUCAAUUUGAGUAUAAGUUUCCACUGCUUCACAGCCCGAAAUGGACCGUUUGCAGAAACAAGCGCGCCCACAGAGACUGGCAGGAACACUCAAUCACGUGGGCGUGCCACGACGAUGUUAAGCCUGACUCUGAUGGCGGCAAGUCUCUAGAGGAGAACGGACGUGGACGCGAAACCGGUGAUGGCGAAUUUGUGCGCAGUCUGCAGCUCGGCGAUGUUGUGACGCUGUGGGCAAAGUCUAGAUUUCCAAGCUGGACUAACAGCGUCCAGGCCGCGAGCAUUGACGUAUACUGGGCGGCCACCUAA
This is a messenger RNA of Akanthomyces muscarius, 1107 nucleotides long. RefSeq lists its product as uncharacterized. The record is from RefSeq and is a predicted model, not a curated record. Bases 1 to 1107 code for a protein of 368 amino acids. NCBI's taxonomy places the organism in Eukaryota, Fungi, Ascomycota, Sordariomycetes, Hypocreales, Cordycipitaceae. The transcript has 3 exons.